Molecule: messenger RNA, 1851 nt
Organism: Phytophthora nicotianae INRA-310
Lineage: Eukaryota; Oomycota; Peronosporomycetes; Peronosporales; Peronosporaceae
Exons: 2
Coding region: 500-1729 (409 amino acids)
Molecular function (GO): monooxygenase activity; oxidoreductase activity, acting on paired donors, with incorporation or reduction of molecular oxygen; heme binding
Source: RefSeq, a predicted model, not a curated record
UCAACAUGAACCCUUUGGUUCUCUUCUUGGGUCAAUAAAACACAUUUGAAUUUGCACCAGCAAAGAGAUGAAGCUUCUGCUAACCGUCACUGCCGCGAUUCUAUUGGUGAAGAUAUCGACGGCAUUGCAUCGCAAGUUGCGGAUCGCUCGCGGUCUGGCACCACUAAGCGGACCAUCGGGCGUUUGGUUAUUGGGAAAUAUGCCGGCAUACAUCAAGAACCGUCGUCGUAUCUACCACUUCUUGGAGGAGCUGCUGAAGCAGCACGGGGGUAGGAUGAAGAUGCCGUGGCACCUAUUCUUCGACGGGGCCAUCUACGUAAGCAAGUCAUAGUUAGAAAUGCUGGAAUAAUUCUAAUGAUUCUAAUGAUAUUGGUUCUGGGAACAGAUCACGGAUCCCAAAGACGUUCAGCACAUUUUAUCGACCAAUGUCAGCAACUACGUGAAGCCACAAGGAUUCCUGGACGCAUUUCAGGAGGUCUUUGCGAACUCGUUUUUUGCUAUGAACCACCACGCUCAAGCACCUGAUGGAGGAGCUGGCUGGCGGCUACAGCGCAAGGUGGCUGCCAAGGUGUUCACUACCGCCAAUUUCCGUGUGUUUACCGAAAAAAUCUUUGCACGUCAUGCAGAGGAGACACUCAAUGCUGCACAAACUGAAUCAUUCAAGGCUGCAGCACGAGAUGGAAACCAAUCCGCUGACGGAAGCUUCUGCUGCGAUAUACAAGAGAUCAGUGCGAGAUACACUUUGCAGUCCAUCUUCGACGUCGCGUUUGGUCUGCCGUUGAGCGACGUCGCGAUUGCAGAAGAUUUUGCCAAGCACAUGAGCUUCGUCAACGAGCACUGUGCAGAGCGGUUGUUUGUGAAGCAAUACUAUAAAGUUCUUCGUUGGAUUAUGCCAAGUGAGCGAGAGCUCCGGUGGAGUACACGCGAGAUUCGAGCAGUGGCUGAUGCUGUUUUGCUUCGACGUCUGGGAGAAUCCGAAGCAGAAAUCAAGGCUCGAUCAGAUCUGUUGUCACUGUUUAUAUGCAAGUCUCGAGAGCUUGCCGCUAACGAUCAAUGUGGAACGGACGCUUCAUCAUUAUUGGGACCCGAGACUCUCCGAUCCAUCAUCUUGACGUUCGUCUUUGCUGGUCGAGAUACGACGGCUGAAUGCCUCACAUACAGCUUUUACGCCAUCGCUAGACACCCGAAAGUUCAGAAACGAAUUGCCGAGGAGCUCGAGACUGCAAUAUCAAGCACCUCAACACCAUUCACGUUCGAAGAUGUGAAAAACAUGAAAUAUCUCGAAGCUGUAGUUUAUGAAGCGGUGCGGUUGUAUCCAGCACUCCCAUAUAACGUUAAAAGCGCGGUCAAGGACGACUACCUGCCUGAUGGCACCUUCGUGCCUGCAGGUGUUGACAUCGUCUACAGUCCGUGGUUUAUGGGGCGCAAUGGCGCGUUUUGGGGUGACAACCCGUUAGAGUUCCGUCCCGAACGCUGGUUGGAGAUGACCAAGCGUCCCAGUGCGUUCGAGUUUCCAGCUUUUCAAGCUGGCCCACGUAUAUGCCUCGGUAUGAACAUGGCCGUACUGGAAGCUAAGCUCUUCCUCGCCACCACGCUGCGCCGUUUCCACAUUGCAAUUGCACCUGGAGAGAAGCACGAUCGUGGUUAUGUGUUGAAGUCGGGUCUCUUCAUGGACGGUGGACUACCGCUACAACUGACCCCACGACCCCAGCGCGCGGCAUCAGCGUAGAGUAGUAGAAAGUCAGCACAGUAGCGUCGACAAGAACGGCUAGCGAUGUCAGUAGGCAGAUAGCUUUCGUCUUGGUCAAUGGAAAUCCCAUUACUUCAAGUAUGGAAUUAUUUAUUCACUGA